Molecule: messenger RNA, 1416 nt
Organism: Thlaspi arvense
Lineage: Eukaryota; Viridiplantae; Streptophyta; Magnoliopsida; Brassicales; Brassicaceae
Source: the annotation of a GenBank genome assembly
AUGAACGCGAGAGCUCUUCUUUACUCUCCGAAUCUCCACUCUCUCUACACUUCAAAUCGUCCACCUGAAACCUCUCCUCGCAGCCGCCGGACUCUUAAAUCGGAUCCGAAGUCGUUACGGGUAUGGAUUUACCCGCGGAACAGGUCCGGCGUUUUCCGGGUGUUGGUUCGGAGCUCCGACAAGAGAGAGAGCGGUAAUCCGUACGCGGAGAUCAUCGAGGAAGGUCAAGAGAAAGUUAAUCGAAACGGAGUCGUUUCUGAUUCGCCGCUUAGCUCGGUUCCGUGGUGGGAAGAGUUUCCGAAGCGGUGGGUGAUAGUGCUUCUCUGUUUCUCAGCUUUUCUUCUCUGCAAUAUGGAUAGAGUGAACAUGAGCAUAGCGAUACUUCCGAUGUCGGCUGAAUAUGGAUGGAGUCCAGCAACAGUUGGUUUGAUUCAGUCUUCCUUCUUCUGGGGUUAUCUUCUCACUCAGAUAGCUGGUGGGAUAUGGGCAGACACAGUAGGUGGCAAAAUGGUUCUUGGCUUCGGCGUAGUCUGGUGGUCUAUCGCCACGAUCCUUACUCCUAUCGCAGCGAAACUCGGUCUCCCGUUCUUGCUCGUUGUUCGUGCUUUCAUGGGAGUUGGCGAGGGUGUUGCAAUGCCUGCUAUGAACAAUAUACUGUCGAAGUGGGUGCCUGUGCAAGAGAGAAGCAGAUCUCUCGCGCUUGUUUACAGCGGGAUGUACCUUGGAUCAGUCACCGGUCUAGCCUUUUCUCCUUUCUUGAUUCAUCAGUUUGGAUGGCCUUCUGUGUUUUACUCUUUUGGGUCUCUUGGAACUGUAUGGUUGACUCUUUGGCUAACUAAGGCAGAGAGUUCACCGGUUGAAGAUCUGACGCUGCUCCCUGCAGAAAGAAAGCUAAUAGCAGACAACUGCGCCAGCAAAGAGCCGGUGAAGUCGAUCCCGUGGAGGCUGAUAUUGUCGAAACCUCCGGUUUGGGCUCUCAUCGGUUGCCACUUUUGUCACAACUGGGGAACAUUUAUUCUCUUAACCUGGAUGCCAACUUAUUACCAUCAAGUGCUGAAGUUCAACCUGAUGGAAUCAGGGCUUCUCUCUGUGUUUCCAUGGAUGACAAUGGCGAUUUCUGCAAACGCUGGAGGAUGGAUCGCUGAUACACUCGUUAGCCGAGGUUUCUCCGUCACGAAUGUCCGCAAGUCUGGCCUUUACUCUAAUCAUCAAGACAUUGCUCCAAGAUACGCUGGCGUGUUACUUGGUUUGUCUAACACAGCUGGAGUGCUUGCCGGAGUUCUUGGCACAGCCGCGACUGGUCACAUCCUACAACACGGUUCAUGGGAUGACGUUUUCACGAUUUCGGUUGGUCUUUACCUUGUCGGGACCGUCGUUUGGAACUUAUUUUCAACCGGAGAAAAGAUUAUCGAUUGA